This is a messenger RNA of Tripterygium wilfordii, 1675 nucleotides long. Its product is annotated as esterase CG5412-like. The coding region runs from base 172 to 1518 and encodes 448 amino acids. Lineage: Eukaryota; Viridiplantae; Streptophyta; Magnoliopsida; Celastrales; Celastraceae. The record is from RefSeq and is a predicted model, not a curated record. The transcript is spliced from 8 exons. Gene Ontology annotation, molecular function: calcium ion binding.
GAAAGGCCCAUAUAAAAUCGCCACCACCACUGACAUCACACCAAAAAAGCGAACGAAUCGCAAUCUUUCUCUCUUAGCUGUUUGAUUGGGUCUUACUCGCUCUCUGCAUUUCUUUGAAAAAGCAGAAAAAUAGAGAAGAAAAAGCGGUAAAUCAAAAGCAAGAACGCAGAUAUGGCCGAGCAACUCUCCGACGACCAAAUCUCCGAGUUCAAGGAAGCUUUCAGUUUGUUCGACAAGGAUGGCGAUGGUUGCAUUACCACCAAGGAACUUGGAACCGUUAUGAGAUCGCUGGGACAGAACCCUACUGAGGCUGAACUUCAGGACAUGAUCAAUGAAGUUGAUGCUGAUGGUAAUGGGACCAUUGACUUUCCGGAGUUUCUGAACCUGAUGGCCAGGAAGAUGAAAGAUACUGACUCUGAGGAGGAGCUGAAAGAGGCUUUCAGAGUUUUUGACAAGGAUCAAAAUGGCUUCAUCUCUGCUGCAGAGCUCCGCCAUGUGAUGACAAACCUUGGUGAGAAGCUCACUGAUGAAGAGGUUGAUGAGAUGAUAAGGGAAGCCGAUGUGGACGGCGAUGGCCAGAUUAACUACGAGGAGUUCGUGAAGGUUAUGAUGGCUAAUAUGGGGGUAGGUAGAGCUACAAACCCAAAACACUCACUUCCAUGCUUGAUAAAAGCCAGUUUAGUGGCCACGUUAACUGAGAUGGAGAGGAAGGAAAAAAUGGAAGUUCAAGAAGAGGAGAGGAAGAAGAAGAUGAAGAUACUCUGUCUGCAUGGAUUCAGAACCAGUGGGAAGUUCCUUCAAAAGCAAAUCAGCAAAUGGGAUCCUUCUAUAUUCGCCAAUUUUGACCUGGAUUUCCCAGAUGGAAUAUAUCCUGCUGGAGGCAAGUCUGAUAUAGAAGGCAUCUUCCCAGCACCUUACUUUGAGUGGUUCCAGUUCAACAAAGAGUUCACCGAGUACACAAACUUGGAAGAAUGCAUUUCUUACUUGUGUGACUACAUCACAAGCAAAGGCCCUUUUGAUGGAUUCCUUGGCUUCUCUCAGGGCUCGACCUUGGCAGCCCUUUUGCUUGGAUAUCAAGCUCAGGGGAAGGUACUAAAAGACCAUCCACCGAUGAAAUUGUUUGUGUCGAUAUCCGGAUCAAGGUUCAGAGAACAAAGCAUAUGUGACAUUGCCUACAAAGAAAUCAUCAAGGUUAAAUCAGUACACUUCGUUGGAGCCAAGGACUGGUUGAGAUUGCCUUCUGAGGAGCUUGCAACUGCCUUUGAGAAUCCUCUCAUCAUAAGGCAUCCUCAAGGCCACACCGUCCCGAGAUUAGAUGAGGAAGCAACAAAGCAGCUCCAAAGUUGGGUUAAAGAAAUCCUUCAACCAAAAACUGAUGUUUUGGAUGAUAAACACAAGCUGGAUAAUGGAGAAACCAAGAAAGAACUCGACGAGAAAACACCUGAAGAGGUAGGUGGUGAUACUCACAAGCAAGAGGAGAGCAUUGACAUGAAGAGGGAACAGCCAGUCCAAGCCUGAAUGUAUAAUUAAGAAGUGAUGGAAUAAAGUUAGUUUGGCUGCUUAAUACAUAAGAAGCCUGAGAUCUGAUGUUAAAUGUUGAAUCUGAAUGUGCUAGAUGGCUAUUUCAUGCAUGAGAGCUAUAUCUUCUCCCUUAAUCUUUUAAGCAAUUUGAAUA